Plectropomus leopardus (leopard coralgrouper) is the source of this 741-nucleotide messenger RNA. The record is from RefSeq and is a predicted model, not a curated record. NCBI's taxonomy places the organism in Eukaryota, Metazoa, Chordata, Actinopteri, Perciformes, Serranidae.
CGGCGGCUCUCUGGAUCUGGUGAAGACGCACUCCGACAUUGAGGCGUUCAGGAAGGCGACGGGCGCCUCGUCCGUCAUGUUGGCUCGUGCCGCCAUGUGGAACGCAUCAGUGUUCAGCAGCCAGGGGCCACUUCCUGUGGAGAGGGUCAUGGAGGAGUACCUCAAAUAUGCGAUCCGGUACGAUAACCACGCCUUCAACACCAAAUACUGUCUGUGUCAGAUGCUGAGAGACAAGGUGGAGUCUCCUCAGGGGAAGCAGCUGCAUGCAGCGCAGACCAACGCCGACAUCAGCCAGGUGUUCGGGCUGCAGGAGUUUUACCAGCAGGCCGAGGAGCAGCAGCAGAACAGGAGGGACGCCCUGCAGAGCAGCAGCCAGCCGGACAGACCCGUGAUGGACGGAGACGUCACCACCAUGGCCGUCAAGUUCGAGCGGAGGAAUUAUCCUCCUCAGAUCACCCCAAAGAUGUUCCUGCUGGAGUGGAGCCGCAAGGAGAAGCUGGAGCAGCCGCUGUACGAGACGGUGAGAAACUCGGAGGGACUCAAAUGUGCAGCUCUAAAACCUGCACUGAAAUAUACGAGUUUAAAUGUACCGACCUGUACUGAAGCCGCUUCUGGGCUCUGCUCUCUGAGAGAAAUACCUUUUUUUAAAUAUUUGAUUGAUAACUGUUCUGGCUGUCUACAGCAGUGAUACUUAACUUACAAGCCCCGUCAGGCCAAAUUUGGCCCCCGAUAGACCUUGGU